Ornithodoros turicata is the source of this 1688-nucleotide messenger RNA. RefSeq lists its product as uncharacterized. The transcript has 9 exons. The coding region runs from base 521 to 1639 and encodes 372 amino acids. The record is from RefSeq and is a predicted model, not a curated record. NCBI's taxonomy places the organism in Eukaryota, Metazoa, Arthropoda, Arachnida, Ixodida, Argasidae.
AACGAUACGGAGCUUCGCGUUAGGGGAGCCACGGUGUCUAAACAUUGAAAUGCACACGGAUGCGGACAGCGCACGAGCGGAUCGUUUGCGGUUACCAACCUUGCAGUUUCACGGCUGAUUGGACGCGGGGCGCGAGCUGUGCUGUCAUUGCGCCACAUUGCGUCUUCUGUCAUAUCUGCUCGAGCGCUUUCGUUUCAUUCGAAGCUAUAUACUGUGUUUUAAGAAGCCCUGUACCUCUCAAACACGAAUUGUAAAAGCCGCCCUGCGCUUGCACGGGACACCAGUCGGGCCCUUGCGAUCGAGAUUCUCGAAUUUUUUGAAUAGGUACAGGUACCGGAUAUGCCGAUAAAACGCACCGUACGUGAUUGUGAAUCAAAUUUAAUGCGCAUUGGAAAAUAAAUAACAGCAACGGCGUUCCGAAGAAAGAAGACGUACGCGAAGAAGUGCCAUCGGGGAUAUCUCCCUGUGCAUUCUGCUGUGGAACGAUUGAGACAUCGGCAGGAAGACGAUUCUGAACAUUAUGCGAGGAACCAUGAAAGGAACCAAGGUCACAUGCCGCAACCACCAUCAGUGCAGCAACUCGACAGAUGGGGAGACGUGCAUAAUGCCCCCCGAAGGGAAGGAAGGAGUGUGCGGAUGCCCUUCCACGAGGCCGGUCCUCGUGUCUGUGGGUGGUUUCCGCCGCUGUUACCCAGGAAGGGAAAUUUUCCAAAGCUGCUUAGUGACCGAACAGUGCCAGCGGAGCAACCCGUAUCUGGCCUGCUCAGUCAACGUCUGCGCAUGCUUGCCUCCUAGGGUGCUCAAGUUCAGAACGGAGUGCACACCAAGAUCCGAACUAGGAGGGCCAUGCCUAGAACCCGACGACUGCGGCGAUCUCUACGCGGACUGCAUUGAGAGGAUCUGCUGCUGCACACCGGGAUUUGAACAGAUGGGGAAACUGUGCGUCCAUCCGGGUACGGCCGGUUGGAAGAAGGCUCUGGUUCUUUUUGUUCCCGCUGCACUUUCUCUGUUGCUCUUGCUGCUGCUCCUCUGGCUGUUCUGUUCCUUGCGGUUCCGUCCGACCCGAUACGAAAAGCUGGGCAACGACAAUAUGCCUCAACUUUGUUUGCAACGCUCUGUGAGCGACACCCAGGUGAACAGGUCUGCCUCCGUAAGCGUCAUCAUGGAGACGACACCUCACGACGUUGCUCAAACAUCCAUUUCACGCUCGGAACGCUCGCAUACCAUCACGCCUUAUGCUAUUCUGCACUUCGCAAAUGAGAACAUUACCGACAACCGGGGCCUGUCUAAAGACGAAGUGGAACCCUUUCUACGACCUACCCUGAGCAGCAACGAAGUCUACAGCCGAUAUCCGCAUUUACGUCAAGCCUCUGUUCAACACCAUUUUGUUCCAGAACCCGGGAGUAUUUCAUGCAAGCGCCAUUCAGUAGACUAUAGAAUCCGCUACGUUAGCGAAGAAAGCGAGAGCGAGUAUCACGAGCGUAGUUCGCACCGAUUUCAUGACUCGAAACCGUCUGUGAGUCAACACAUUGAGACGCUACUCAAGAUGCCCGUCCAGUGCCGAAUUAUCGUUGAACCGAGAUCGGUUGCCUCAAAGGCAAAAUCUACCAACCCACAGAGCCACGUUUUUGAACUGUGACGUUCUCGAAAAUAAAGCCCAUCCUCUAAACUGAAACCGGUAAAACGCG